CUUGUUGUUUAAGGUGUCAAUUGAUCCCCGAUCAGACCCUUUUUUUAUUUGUAUUCUUUCAAGAAACUACGCCCAAAAGGUUAAGUUGUUCGCCAUCUCUUAUCUUUCCUCUCUCUUUCCUUUUCCUUUUCCUUUUCCUUGUCUUUUUUCAUAUCGUUAUUAUUCUUUUUCCUCCGGCAUGUCCAAUACCAGUCUCUCGAUCGAACCACAGGACCAGCCCGACAAGGACAAAAGUGCCGAGGGACUACACUGCCAGCAAGAAAAGGAACAGGAUACCCCUGCUGUCCCAUCGUCGACAUUGUCGCGAGUGCAGCAUGGGUUCUUGUGUGUACAGGAUCCUAUUCAGGAUAAGGAGUCUUCUGGUGUGGGGUCAAAACUGUCCAAGCGCAUCGGUGUUCCUGGCAAAGUCCACGAGGACGAGGGUGAGAAUAAGAGUGGCGAUGGUGAUAAUGAUAAUGAUACGUUGAUCGUAUCGGUGGAUGGUUGUUUGACGGGGACGUUAGCGGCGAUGAAGAUCUGUGGAUCGAAUAAGAACAAGGAGGAGCUAACAACGACAACGACGGCGAAAAUGACAGGGUGUUAUUUUGACGCGUGUCAUGUCGAGAUGGACACGGAUGCAUUGGCAUCGACAUCGGCGUCGACGCUAGGGCUGGCGGGGAUGCUGGAUGAGUUCUUGUUGAGGGCUCUUAAGAAACGUCAGGACCGGCUGUUUCUGUUGAAACUCGACCGAGAAUUGUGUAGUUUUAUCGAGAACACAAGCCAGGAACAGCUAGAGUUUCCAUGGCUGAACUCCUAUUAUAGGAUGAUGAUCCAUCGCUCGGCCAUUUAUUUCCAGUUGGCGAGGAAGGUCGAUCCGUCGCAGAAGAGAAUUACCUUGUCCAAGACUGAGCACUCGGCCGUUCCCGCACUGCGAUUCUGCGAUUUAGUCGAGGAGGAAGAGGAAGAGGAAGAGGAAAAAGUCAAUGAACCGUUAGUCAAGCCAAUGAAGGUCCUCAAACGAUGUCCACCACGUCCCGUCAGUGCAUGCGAAACCCGAUAUGGCAACAAUAACAACAGCGCGACCACCCAUCGACGGCCCGCCUCGAUUGAGGAACGCGAAAAGGCUUAUGCGGAAGCCAGGGCCCGCAUCUUUUGCGAGCGCAACGUACACAGCAAGGGAUCCAUAGUGGGAUGUCAGGAAGAGAUGAAACCCUGCAAGGCAACAUCAUCGCCCGUGUCAAUGGAUGAUCCAUCCGAGGCAGCAGCGGAGACCGUGCAGGACAAUCAGCGCUCAAAAGCAGAGUCAAUGGUGUCGCGACCAAGCCCAGGUAUGGGAGCACAGUAUCAGCAACAGAACGAGGGUGGAGGUGGGUUAGUAAGACGACCGAGCACGAGUUCGACGGCUUCAUCGUCUUCGGGAACUGCUGUGACAGAUAUCAGCGCACGAUCGGAAUCUGCCUUGUCUAUGGGAAGCGGCAUUGGCGGCAGUGAUGGAUUCCAUAGUCCAGGAGCAUCAUCGACAGGUCGCUCGACUCCUGGAUACGACUAUUUUGACCGACAUCAGCAUAAUCAUCACCAAACAGGGCACCCAGGACCAGCGGGAGUUAGACACGUCUAUCCGCAAUGCAAUGGAAGAUGCGAUGCCAAUCCAUCUGCUCUCUGCCCCACCGCCAGUAUGGGCAACAGUUCGCGCCAUCCAGGACAUUACCACCAGCCCCAGCCCCAGCCCCAGCCCCAGCACCAAUACGUACAUUACCACAACGAGUACCAAGGACUCUGGCAUCCAGGGAAUACACGAUUCGACGCAUCUUCAUCAUCAUCUUCUUCGUCGUCGUCGUCGACUUCAUCUCAUUAUCACCACGCCUCACGAUAUUGCGCAUGUCAGCAUGUGGAGAGUUAUGGAUACUACUGCCCCUGCUCGCAUGAUGGGUAUGGACACAGUGGCCGCAACUAUAGCCACCCGCACGCUCCAGAAAUGAGAGGCGGGUAUCAUUCAACGGGGUAUUCGGGUCAGCCACAGUAUCCACAUUAUCCUCAUCCUCAUCAGUACCAGUGCCAGCAGCACCAACAGCAGCAAGGGAGAGGGGUAGGAACAGGAGCUGGAGCUGGAGCUGGAGGUGAAAUGUCGAGACGUGCUCAUGGUCCACAGGUCCACCAGUCUUUGGGGACCGGGUCCCAUCAUGGUCCACAUACAUCUUCUGUUCCUUCCUUCUGUACAGGCCAGCAGCCACAACUCGCGUCGAGGAACGAACGUACGCUCUCGCAAACGCAUGCGACUGUAUCUUCCCACGACUUUCUUACUCCUCCAGCUUCAAGGAGGAUAACGAUACAGGACCCGCCCUCACCUCCUCCAUCUCUGUCUCCGUCUCCGUCUCCGUCGCCGCCCCGAUGUUGUGAAUUCCUCCAACACCAUCACCGCCACCAUCACGCGGACCAAACCCGGAUACAGCGUCACCAUCACUAUCGUCCCCACGAAGACGUCCAAGAGCCCCAAUCUCACCAUCACAGGGAGCCCCACAGGGAGCCCCACAGGGAUGGAGAACAAGAAGGCGACGGAAGACCGGUGCCGCCGAGACUCUUCCAAGUUGCUGUGCGGCCAUACCCGUCUUCGAAUGGGUACCGACCCUAUCGUCAGGGGAUUUCUGUCCCGCAGCUGCCGCCUCGACCGCCUCACCAACAUCCUCAGCAUCCUCAGCGUCCCCAUGUGCAUCAUCCGCAUACGAAUCAGAGCCGGUAUCAACAUCAACAUCAUCAUCAUCAUCAGCAUCAGCAUCAGCAUCAGGCGAGGUCCAGGCCUUCUGCGGCAACACAGCAUCAGUAUCACUACCAUCACCAGCAGGCAGGGGCAGCAUCUGGCGUUCCAUCACAGGAAUCAACCGCCCAGAUGCCGACGUCGACGCCGACGCCGACGCAGGAUCCUACGACUUUGAAACGACAAUCAUGGCGAAUGCGCGUGGCUGCCAUGACAGGGCGCGAAGAAGGGCUCCAGAUAGUGUACGACGUUGAUCGUCGACCGCCCAAAUCCACAGAGCUCUACAACCCAUACGAGUCCUCGUCGCCUACUAAUUCUACUGCUGCUGACACUGCUAUUACGACCGGUGAGACCGCAGCGGGUAGUUCAAAAAGGAAUUGAUUCCAAGUAAUGAAUCGUUUGUUUAACUUCUCUAGCUUUCCUUCUUUUGGGGACGCUUUUCUUUCUUUCUUUCUUUCUUUCUUUCUUUCGAGUGU
This is a messenger RNA of Gamsiella multidivaricata, 3207 nucleotides long. RefSeq lists its product as uncharacterized. Gene Ontology annotation, molecular function: nucleic acid binding. The transcript has 4 exons. The record is from RefSeq and is a predicted model, not a curated record. Lineage: Eukaryota; Fungi; Mortierellomycota; Mortierellomycetes; Mortierellales; Mortierellaceae. Bases 179 to 3112 code for a protein of 977 amino acids.